Salvelinus sp. IW2-2015 is the source of this 869-nucleotide messenger RNA. Its product is annotated as tetraspanin-1. The record is from RefSeq and is a predicted model, not a curated record. Lineage: Eukaryota; Metazoa; Chordata; Actinopteri; Salmoniformes; Salmonidae. Gene Ontology annotation, cellular component: membrane. The coding region runs from base 105 to 395 and encodes 96 amino acids. The transcript has 4 exons.
UUUAGGCUAAGGAAGUUCUUGAGGACCUUAGUGAGAAGAUUGUUGCCAGGAUUAAAAAAGACUAUGGGAAGGAUGAGAGCCUGACUUCACUAUGGAAUGGCACCAUGGAACAGUUCAAGUGCUGUGGAUACCGCAAUUACACAGACUUCGAUGGAUCCCCUUUUCAAGAGAACUCAACUAACUCUAUGUACCCACCAACAUGUUGUAGUACAACUGAAACCUGUGCAGUUGCUGCUGCUAAAACUUCGAAUGUCAUUGGCUGCUUUACCAUGUUGCUGAACCUGAUCGAGGACAACGCUGUCAUCAUUGGAGCUGUUGGACUGGGCAUCGCUGCUCUUGAGAUUGCUGCCAUGGUGGUGUCAAUGGUUCUCUACCAACAGAUUGGUAACAAGUAGCACUGAGGACCCCGACAUCCAGGACCAUCCAUGACCACGCCUGUUAAAUCAUCAUCAUCAUCAUGACAUCUUCAGUCGACAUGUUUAAUUUCAAACACCAAAGAUUAUUAAAAUAUUUCAAUUAUAAAAUAAAAAUGAGAGAGGAAGGAGCGUUGUUCAAAACCCUGUUGUGAAUCGAUCACCUCCAUGGUAUAUCAACAAUAUCUGUGCACAUAUACUGUAUAGGGCCUACUGUAUGCAUUCAGUACUUAUUUAUGUGUACAUUAGAUUCCUUUGUCUCUAUCCUUAUUUGUUUCUUGCUCAAGUUGAAGACUUUACAUGAAUGCAUGAUGUUUUGUGUUGAGAAGGUGAUUGCUUUACACUUGCUCUAACUGGCAAGACUUUUUUUUGUUAUUAUUUCAACUGUCUUGAAUGGAUAUACAGUGUCUCUUUUUGUACAUAUAAAUAUUGAAGUUUAGAAAUGACCACAUUCAA